AUGGACAAAAUAUUACAUAAGAACAAGCUUUCUUUUGUAUGUUUAAACAAAAGAUUUUACAUAACGAAAUCAAGUGAAGUAAUUAAAGUAAAAAGUAAUAAUAGUAAUAAUAUUAAUAAGAAAAAAACACGAUUUAAAAAUAUAUAUAUAGAUUUUUCUUUAAAUAAAUAUAUAAACAUCAAUAGCUUAAAUGUAGAUAAGUUUAUAAAAACACCCAUACACUAUCAAUCAUUUCGAGAAUUAGUUGACACCUUAAAAUGUGCAAGUAAUGUAAGAUUACAAAAUAUACAUUUAGUUCGGAAAAUAUUAAACUCAUUAGAAAUAUAUAUAAUAAAUUAUUUAAACAAUCGGGAUUUAUACAACGAGUUCAAUAGGUGUAAUGAAGACCUUUUGAAUAUGAAUGAAAAUGAUGAUGGCGAAAAUGCGAUUGUUCCAAAUAACAUAGUAACGAUAUUAAUAAGUUUAUAUAAGCUGAAAUAUAGAAAUGUGAAUUUUUUAAAGUUGGUCGAAAAUUAUAUUUUUAUAAAUAAAAACAAGUUUAAAAUAUCUCAUAUACAUUUAAUAUUAUAUAUAUAUGCAUAUUUUAAUAGAGUUAAUAAAAAAUUUAUAAAUUCUUUACUUGUUAUAAUUUUAAAUAACCAAAAUAUAUUAAAUUCGGAUAAUAUAUUGAAUAUAUACACGUCUUUAUUUUAUUUAAAUUGUAAAAAUGAGACAACUUUACAAUCGUUGUCAAAUUAUAUUAUAUCAAAUAAAUUAAAUUUUGACAUUAAUGCUAUUAUUUUUCUAUUGAAUAAUUUAAAGAAGUUAAACUGUGCUAAUACUGAUCUUUUAGAAUAUUUUAGCCAUCAUAUAAUUUUAAAGUUAGAUCUAUUGAUCCCCCAAGGGAAUAUCGAAUAUGUGGACUCGUUUUUUUUAAAACGAAAUAUUCAAAAUGCGUUAAAUGAAAAUUAUGAUAAAAUAAGCAAAAACGAUGAUGUUAAAAGAAAUAAUAUACACUCCCAAAAUAAUAAAUUAUCAACAAAUUUAGACAAAUCAAUAGAUGGAUACGGAUCAUUACAUAAUAAAUAUAUUAUGGAAAAUAAAUAUGUAGAUUACAUAUAUGAAUAUUACAAUAAGAAAGAUAUAGAAGAUAAAAACAAAAAUAAAAUAAACUUACUAAUGGAAGUUUUGAUUUAUUAUAAAUACUUUAAAGAAGAUAUAUUAAAAGCUGUAUAUGAAUAUUUGUUAAAUAAUCUAAAAAAAUUUAAUAAUGAAGACAUUUAUCAGAUUUUAUCCAAUUUAUAUUUAUUUAAAAUAAAUAAUUAUGAAUAUAUUAAAUUGUUAAAUAAAAAAUUUCUUUUAAGUAUGUGUCAUUAUUAUGUUCCAUUUUAUAACAAGUCUAAUAUGAUUGUUUUUUUAUUUUUAAAAAUGUUACUUGAAAAAAAUAAUUAUUGUAACAUUUUUAUUGAUCAAAUAUUAUUAUAUAAAAUCAAGGAAAAAAUACUUACACUAAAUAAAGAGGAGUUUUUGGCUUUUCUCAAUAAUCAUAAAAAUACCAAUGUUAUAAAAUAUUUGUGUGAUAUUUCUUUAAUUUAUUAUGAUUUUUUAUCACCACACACAAAAUUAAGAACAGCAUUUGAUUCCAAUGAUGAAUGUUAUAACACUCAUUCUAUGGGCCAAACUAACUAUACUGUAAACUUUGACAGAAUUAUAAAAAACAAUGAAGAACAAAACGAAGUGAAAAAGAACGAAUAUUUUUUAAAAUUAGGAUUGACGAAAUACUACAAGAAUCCUAAUGAUGUUAAUAUAUUGAAUACACCAAAAAUUAAUAGCAGCAAACAAAAUUCCAAUGCAUCAUAUAUAUUAUAUGAAUUUAACGAAAGAAACAAAUUACAAUCCUAUGAUGAAAAAUAUUUAUUAGAUCUUUUUUAUUUCUAUGUUGAAAUUGAAUAUUAUGAAGGAAUAUUUUUAUUUUUAAAAAGUUUAUUUAAUGGUGUGAAAUGUUUAAAAAAAUUUGAUCCUUAUAUUUAUUGUAAUUAUGAAAAUUAUUAUUCGAAGGAUGAAAAAGAGAAAUGGGAAGAAAAAAAUAAAUUUUUAAAAAAUAUAGACAAGGAAAAUAAUAUUUUUAAAAAAUUCAAUGCAUUAAAUAUUAUACAUAUUUAUGAAUAUUUUAAAACUGUAUUUUUGUCUUAUGACGAUUUUGUUUCAAAAAAUAAAAAAUUAAUAAACUCGGAUUAUAAGAAGAGCUUGCAUUAUUUUUAUUUAAGUAACUGCAUAAAUUCUGAAUGUGUAAAUUUGGAUAAUACUUUUUCACCAAAUGAUGAAAGGAAAUGUAGCUUUUAUAACAAUAGUGGAAAUAAUAUUAGCAAUAAUUAUAAUUACCACGAUGCAGAAAUAAAGCACUUUAGAUCUAGGAAUAACAAAUAUUUAUUAACCAAUUCAAAGAUAAAUUAUAUUAGCCAUAAAAAUAGGAAUGAGGAAGCUAGUUAUUUUGGAGGGAAUAAGAUAGCGGAGAAUAAUUUCAAAUUAUAUGAAAUACCCACAAAAUCUGUAACCAAAAAUAAUUCUUAUAAUAUUGAGGAAAAUAAAUUUGGAAUGAACAAUAUUGAUAAAUACUAUAAAAACAAUGAGAGUAUAAACAGCAGUGAGGUAUUAUUUGACCGUGACAUUUUUAAUAUAAAUAAUUAUAUUUAUAAUACUUUAAAUAAUAUAUUUAUAUAUACCCCAGUAAAUUUAUAUGCGUUAUACACUCAUUUCUUUGAUUCGAGAAAUAUAUUUUUAUUGUUAGAAAAUAUUGUUUUCAAGCUAAAUUAUGCAACUGCAAAUUUGUUAUCUUUAGUAAUUGUAAAAAUAUUUCAAUUAUUAAAUAAUGAAGCUUCAGAAGAAAAAGUAAAAAAAAAAUAUAUAUUUUUUUUAAAUUUGUUCCAUGAAUAUUUAUUAGGAAAUGAAAUUAAUAAUGAAAAAUUUGAAUAUAAAAAUGUAUAUAAUGAUAAUAUCGACGGAUGCUAUAAUUUGAAUUGGGAAGACAAGAGACUAAUAAUAGAUCACAUUUAUCAAAAUUGUAUAAAAAAAGAUAAAGAAAUACCAGAAAAUAUUAAAAAACAUAUUGCUUAUAUAUUGUAUAAAAAUAAAAAACAUUCAAAAUAUGUAAAUAAUGACAUAAUUUUGAAUGAAAAUUUUUUAAGUUAUUUUUGUGAAUAUAUUUUAAAAAAUGAAAAUACACUGCACACCCAAAAAACAAACUUUAUCAAAUGUUUUUAUUAUACUAUGCCAAAUAAAUCUCUAUAUCUUAUAUUGAACUCUUUGUAUUUUGGGAAGAAAAAUCGCAAAUAUAUUCAAUGUUUAGAAGUGAUAACAAAUAUAUUUAUUUGUAGAUAUAUUCAAUAUAAAUAUAAUAGAAAUGAACGUAGUACAGAAAUAAUGAGGAAAUCCAAACAAGAAACUGGAAAUGAAGAAAAAAUAAAAAGGGCUGAUGAUAAAAGUAAUAAAUAUGAUUAUUUAGGAACAGAUAAUGAUAUAAAUGAUGUUGAUAUACAUGAAAGAAAUAUGUUCCCUUCUAAUUUUAGCGCGGAUUCAAAUAAUUUCGAUUUUAGUGAAUAUUCUUCUUAUGACGAAAAAAAUAAAAAAGAUGCUUGUUCCAAUGAUAUUACUAAUGGAAUAAAUGAUAGUAAUGAAUAUACAAACGUAGAACAAGUUGAAGAUAAUAAUAAUGAUGAAACAAAAAUCUAUAUGCAAGCAUAUUAUUCAAUAGUAAAAGUUCGAUAUUUUCAUGAAAUUCCAAUAAAUAAGCAUAUAUUUCGUGAAUUAUGCAUAAACAUAGAUUAUAUUGAUAAGAAAAAAUUCAUUAAAUUCCUUUUCUUUUUAUAUAAAUAUAAUUUUGGAGAAAUAAAAUAUAUUUUAAUGUUACAAAAAAAAUGUGCUUUAUAUAUGGACCUAUACUAUGCGCAUUCAAGUUGUCGAAUUAUCGAGUUUCUUUGUAAAAAAUUAAAUAUUAGUAUCGAUGAAAAUCCCAAAUUUGUACCAACAAAGCAAACAUCUUAUGACUAUGAGAAUAAGUGA
This is a messenger RNA of Plasmodium berghei ANKA, 4038 nucleotides long. RefSeq names its product conserved Plasmodium protein, unknown function. Lineage: Eukaryota; Apicomplexa; Aconoidasida; Haemosporida; Plasmodiidae. The transcript has a single exon. The record is from RefSeq and is a predicted model, not a curated record. The coding region runs from base 1 to 4038 and encodes 1345 amino acids.